UCCCUACUUCUCUAUACCUUUCUAAAGUUUCACCAACCGAUCCCCAUGAUGUCUAAUUGCUUGUCCCUUCCCCGCAUUGUAUAAAUAGCAUACAUCCCCAUUUUCUUCCCCAUCCUAAAGUAAGAUUAACAAAGAGCACGCUACCAAGUACGUAUCGUCCAUCCAUCAACAUUAGUAAAAGAACCAAGCGCACGUAGUAUAUUCGCAGGAAGAGGAACAAUGGGAGCACAGCUAAAAGACGUUGUCCUAGCUUUGUUUGUCUCCCUUUGUCUUGUUCAGUUUUCCAAUGGGUACUUGCUGCCGCUCGUAGAGCGUCCGGGGAGUAUGUUGACUGAUAUAUGGGCAGACCCGUUCCGGGUGUUGGAACAAAUCCCAGUUGGCCUUGAAAAGGACGGCAACGCCGUGACACGCUCUCCAGCAAGGGUAGACUGGAAAGAGACGCCGGAAGGUCACGUUAUAGAGAUGGACGUGCCGGGAUUGAAGAAGGAAGACGUGAAGAUCGAGGUGGAGAACCGGGUGCUGAGAGUAAGCGGAGAGAGGAAGAGGGAGGAGGAAAAGAAAGGGGAUCAUUGGCACCGGGUGGAGAGAUCGUAUGGCAAAUUUUGGAGGCAGUUCCGGUUGCCUGAGAACGUGGACUUGGAUUCUGUGAGAGCAAAGUUGGAGAACGGGGUGCUCACAUUGGAAUUGCCCAAGUUAUCCCCUGACAAGAUCAAGGGUCCCAGGGUGGUCAGCAUUGAUGCAAAUCAAGAGAAUGAGCCUCCCAAGCUCAUCAAGAACGGUAAUGAGGCCAAGCAGGAGCUUUAAACCUUUUGGAGUCUUGGACAAGUUCUGAGUGACCAAACUAUAUAUGCUUGUCACUAGUAGUGUGUGCAAUGGUUUGAGUUUUGACUCUGUGUUUCUUCUUUUGUUGUGUGUGCUGUUGCAACAUCUUAUGAUGUAAUAUCUUAUCGU
Juglans microcarpa x Juglans regia is the source of this 951-nucleotide messenger RNA. Its product is annotated as 22.0 kDa class IV heat shock protein-like. Gene Ontology annotation, biological process: response to heat; response to salt stress; protein complex oligomerization. NCBI's taxonomy places the organism in Eukaryota, Viridiplantae, Streptophyta, Magnoliopsida, Fagales, Juglandaceae. Bases 220 to 804 code for a protein of 194 amino acids. The record is from RefSeq and is a predicted model, not a curated record. The transcript has a single exon.